AUGAAGCGUUUUAUGGACGAUCGUUAUUAUGGAAACAAACGACAGCGUUCGGAUCCAGAUGGCUUCGAAUUGCGCGUUUUAAUACCCAGUCGAGCUGCCGGAGCAGUAAUCGGUAAGGGCGGGGAUAACAUUAAACGGCUGCGAACAGAGAACAAAAGCGGUCGCGAUGAAAUGGAGCUAAGGAUUUUAGUGCAUCAGAGCCAAGCAGGAGCAAUUAUCGGCCGUGCGGGGUUCAAAAUCAAAGAACUACGUGAUUCAACAGGAACGAGUAUCAAAGUGUACUCGGAAUGCGCUCCGUUAUCUACCGACAGAAUAAUACAAAUCAACGGCGAGCCAGACAAAGUGGUGAGCGCCGUCAAAGAGAUUUUGAAGAUCUGUAGCGAUACACCAACCAAAGGAUCAUGCAAACCUUAUGAUACUAUUAAUUAUGAUCCAACUUGUGUGUACGAAUAUGGCGGAUAUCCGCCAGACAGAAACUUUCGCGGUCCGCCGUCUGGGCGAACUGUAAGUAGCAGAGGUCCGCCUGGGCGUUACGGUGGUGGAUACGCAAAUAAGUUCGACUCCAGUCUGUUAAAUGAUUCCUACCGGCCGAUGGAUAUGGGUCCAAUGAGUGUUACGAUCCCAAAAGAGCUUGCCGGGACCAUUAUUGGUAAAGGUGGAGAACGGAUUAACCGUAUUCGCGAAGAUUCUGGCGCACAGAUUGUUGUUGAUCCACCUGCUCCAGACUCUUCUGAGCGAAUCAUUACUAUCACUGGAAAUCCAAACCAGAUCAAGGUCGGUCAGUACCUGCUACAACAGUGGUAAGA
Messenger RNA from Soboliphyme baturini, 806 nucleotides. The record is from the annotation of a GenBank genome assembly. Lineage: Eukaryota; Metazoa; Nematoda; Enoplea; Dioctophymatida; Soboliphymatidae.